Molecule: messenger RNA, 2959 nt
Organism: Paramecium octaurelia
Lineage: Eukaryota; Ciliophora; Oligohymenophorea; Peniculida; Parameciidae
Source: the annotation of a GenBank genome assembly
AUGUUUGAUUAAUAAAUUAAAUCUCUCCAGUGUGCAGCAUUGGAAACACAAGCCUAUUAUGAUGUGUAUUGGCAAAUACCUUAAAAACAAGCUGCUGCUUAUAACAUGCUUCUCGAUAAAGUCUAGAGCCUUGAAACAAAAAUUUAAGCUGAUUUCAAAUAGAUUCAACUGCAUCCAUAAAUCAUGGAAAUCUUAAACUAUUUCAAUCAAACUUAAACAUCUGUUAUCCCAAAAAUAAAAGAGACUACUCAAGUUCUAUUUUUAAGUCCACCUUCAGAGGAUCCUAAAUAACAUUACAUUAAAUCUAUUGAAAGAUUGUGGUCUCUUUUAUUAAAUAAGAACCUCUAAGAAGAUUUGAUUUAUUUUGAAGCCGAAAAGCAAAUAUUUUAGAAUCUGAAUAACUUUUUGCAAUGUAAAGGCUUAAAACAAGUGUUCUUAGAACCUUGUACAAUUCCUGUACUUAGCAAUUAUCCCAAAUGGCUUAGUCAAAGUUUAAUUAAAAUACUUCAAUCGUAUUAAGGAGGGUACCUACAAAUUGCAGAUAUUGAUUAUCUUGCAGAACUUCAGAUUAUAUUCAUUCACUAACACUUGAAAUACAAAUUUUCUUAGUUAAAAUUAAAAAAUAGCAAUAGAAGCAAAAAUGAACCAAAUACACAGUCACAAUCCAAUGGACCUAAUGCUCGUAAUUCUGAAUUGGAUAUUCAGUAAUCUUAAUCUCAAUAGAUUUUCUACUCCGCAUAAUCCAAGCAUAGGACCAAAAACCCUCUUGUUUCAAAUUGGUUUCAUUUCAAGACUUACUCAAACCUCAGAUCCAAAGACACUGGCGGUUUAAUUAGGAAACAUAAAGCAGUAUCAAGUUCUUAAGUAGAUUUACAGACUCCCUUUAGUCCUUAAAAGUAGAGUCCCUUUAAUUUAAAGGCUAAUGUAAAUCGCAGAUGGUUUGAGCAUUAUUAUUAAAAAUGAUACUAAAUUAAAUUAGAAAAUAUUUCUCUAAAGUCGCUCAGGAAGCCUUAAAUCUACGACACAAGCAUAUCAAUGAACAAUUUUAACAAUACAAAUCAAAUCCCAAAAUUUUGAAUCCAAGAAAAGGAGAUAAUAUCCAACCUGAUUAAUUGAAGAAAAUGAAAUAAGAAGCCAUGCAAGAAAUUGAAAAAUUCUAAAAGAAUUACUUAUUUGAUAUCACUUUCAACACCAAAGGCUUGGUCAAAUUGUUAGGCUAAAUUAGCUAUGUGUAUGAUAACAAUGAUCUAAUAUAAUCUCCUUAAUUUUAGGAAAUCAUCAAAAGUUCCAAGGAAAAUUUAUAUCAAUUUUAAAACAUCAGGGAAUUAGCUUUGCUAUUGAAUUUCUGCUUCAAGCAUUAAUUAGGAGAUGAAAAUCUAUGGUUUGCUACUUAUUAGCACCUACUCAAUACUUAAUCUUAAAUAUAAGUGGAAGACUUACUUUUAAUCUUUGAAUCAAUCAAUGAGACAAACUUUGAAUAUCUAAAACCAAUCUUUAAGCAAUUCGAAAAUGCAAUCUUAGAAGAAGUACAAAGAAAUAAUCACAAAAUUACUAUCAAGGCACUCCAAAUUUAUCGUAAAUUUUAGCCUGAUAACAGCAACUUCUUCUAUUCUAUUAAAAAAUAGAUAAUUGAAACACUGCCUUAAACUAAUACUGAUUCAGUUCUGAAUUAUCUUAGGUAUUAUGGUUUGGGCAAUGAACCAAUUGAAGAUCGAUAAGAAAUCUUAAAUGCUAUCAUGAUUCAUCUAUAUAAAUUGUAGAAAUUCUUAAACAAAAAACAAUUGCUUUAAGUCUAUUAUACUUAUGUAAGAACACAGCUAGGAUCUGAAGUAUUAUAUCGAUUAAUUGAAGAUAGGGUUGCAUUAUUAAUAGACGAAUUUUAAUUAAAUGAAAUUGAGUAAUUGUUAAUUAUAGCUGCUAAUCAAAAGAACCAAACCAUUUUUAAACAUGCUGAAAGACUACUAAAAUAAAGAUUGCUUGACUGCAAUCCUGCUGAUCUUGUAUAGAUUGCUGUUCUUUUUAUUGAGAAUAAUUAAGGAACCCCUGAAUUUAUUGAUUCAUUAGAAUAACAUUUAAUCUAAGCCAUUUAUACAACCGAUGAUAUAACAGAAUUGCUUUGGGCCUUAGUCUAAAAAUAACAUAAUUCUAGAUGGAUGGAGAAAAUAGCAGAUGCUUGUUAAGAGAGAGUACCAAAAUUGUCUGUUAAAUAAUUGACUUCAAUUAUUUGGAUGACUAGUGAUUAUUUUAAAAGAUUAACCAAUAAACAAAAGUAAUAAUCUAAAUACAUUGAUUUGUAUGAACUUAUUGAAAAACAUUUAAUAUAAUAUUUUGAAGAAGGAGAAGUUAAGAACAGGGAUGUUGCACUUGUUAUGAAUGCAUAUAUAAGAAAUAUUCCAAUAUCCAAGGAUUUAGUAGAUUUAAUGGAGAUUUAUAUUCUUAAUUCUACAGAGGAAGAACUUUAGGAAUUAGAUGGUUGGAGUGUCUCCCAAAUCAUUUGGGGAUUUAGUUAAAUCGACGGUAAUUAUUCAUUCUACUCUUAGACUAUUAGAAUCUAAAGGAAUUUUUAAAUUUCAUGAUUAAAGUGACCAUUGAAUGUAUCGGUGAAAUGAAAAUUGAUGAACUCUUUACAGUUUUGAGAGUGUAUGUACAUGAGAAAUAAGAAACUGAAGAAAUGAUUAAAGAGGCUAUUGAAAAAACCAAUUUCUGGAUGGAUCAAUUAGACCUUAAUCAAGUUUAUUUAGGAAUUCAUAUUUUCACUAACACUUAAUUUACAAAGUAAAUUUACAUUAUUUAACUAAUUAGUCUUUAAGGAAUUAAUGAAUUAAUUAAGAAACUUUUGGAUAGACUAGAGUUCUUAAAGUCCAUAAAACCAUAAGUAGAACCAGAUGAAGAUGAAGAAAUAGACCAUGAUAAAGAAUAAAAACUAAGGCUUGAAGUAGAAAAAUAUAAAUAUUCUUGA